Messenger RNA from Pyrus x bretschneideri (Chinese white pear), 2852 nucleotides. RefSeq lists its product as uncharacterized. Bases 1138 to 2184 code for a protein of 348 amino acids. NCBI's taxonomy places the organism in Eukaryota, Viridiplantae, Streptophyta, Magnoliopsida, Rosales, Rosaceae. The transcript is spliced from 13 exons. The record is from RefSeq and is a predicted model, not a curated record. Gene Ontology annotation, cellular component: membrane.
GGAUGACCAGUGGGGGGACAGUUUUGCCCCUGGGUUUUUUCUUGGUUUCCCUUGCUGCUUGCCCUUUUGUGCAGUCCAUUGACUGUUUUGUCCCUUCCGUCCGCGUGUCAGUCAUCUACCCGCUCUCUUUCGUCCGUCUUCUGGAUUUUUCUCUUCGUAUUUGCUGCUUUCUCACAGAUUUCUCUUAUCUUCCUCUCGAACUCGCCCUUUCUCGCUCUCAAUUUUUGGUGCCUGGUGGAUUCCGGCUAGCUCCGCAGCGGUUAAACCAUAGAAAUCAUCAUUCAUCGGGUCUCUAUUUCGAUUCCUCGGUGUGCUGGUCAAAAUACCAAACUUUCCAGAUUCGUUCGAACACUUGCAGGAAGAAAUAACGAGGCGGUUGAAGUGUAGUAUGAAGGUUUACUUUGAAGCCAAGGUUAUGAAAAAAGAGUGGUUUGUACAGUAGCUAAGUACAUAUAAGUGUAUAUCUCUGUGUAUGUGUUUGUAUCAUUUGUUUUGAUUGUGAUUCUUGGUUUUGCGAUUAGGAUUUUUGGAAGGAGGCUUCGAUUCAAUUAUUGGAAUAGAUAAUAUUUAUUGAAACUUCAAUGGGUUAGUAGAAGCUGGCUGUUUGCAAUGGCAAGAACAUCAGUAUAUAUACAUUGGAAUUUGUUGCGCUAGGAUAUGAUGAAGUGGAAAGGAACCUGAUGGAAUGGGAGUUUUGCUGCUUAAGAUAAAGAAUGGAGGUGCAAUAUAAGCGACUGUAAAAGAUGUUGACUAUGCUUUGGUUGAUCAAAAAAUAGAAACUGCACAUCUGUAUUAUGAGAGAAAAUAGAGAGCAAUCUGUCUCAGUUUUAGAAUGUACUGGAAUCAAAAAAGCUAACUCAAGCUGCUAUUUCAAAGCUGGAGGAGGCAUUGUUGAUUAAUCCUAGGAAAUAUGAUGCUCUGUGAUGCUGAGAAAUGCUUAAACUGUUUGCGCAUUAUGCACUCUGAACCAGAAUGAGGCAAAUGUUCCAAAAGGUGUUGUAUUGCUUCCAGAAGGCUUUCAUUGAGAUUUCUCUCCCUCCAUAGCAAAGAAGCAAAGCAUCUCCAAUCCCUGUGAAACACCACCGCGUCUUCUUUGCUUUCCCUUGAGUUCCAAAAGGUUCUUCUUGGCAGCCAAUCAUGACUGCAGACACAACAACUUCAAGUUACUGGCUCAACUGGAGGGUCUUGCUCUGCACGAUAUGGAUUUUGAUUGCGAUGACUCUUUCGGUGAUUCUGGUUUACAAAUACGAAGGAAGACCGCGCCGUUCAAAGCGCGGUAGCAGCGGAGAAAACCAGCAACAAACGUCUGCAGGAACAUUGUUUGAGGAUGAGACUUGGAGACCAUGCCUCAAGGGAAUUCACCCGGCUUGGCUUCUGGCUUUUCGGGUUUUCGCUUUCUUUGUGCUCUUGGUUCUGCUCAUCGUUACCGCUUCCGUGGAUGGAGGCAGCAUUUUUCUCUACUACACACAGUGGACUUUUACUUUGAUCACAAUUUAUUUUGGGCUUGGAUCGUUGCUCUCCAUUCGGGGAUGCUACCGCUACCAUAAGAAAACUGCCGGCGAUAGGGUUGAUAGUUUUGAGGUGGAUACAGAGCAAGGCUCGGCUCAUGUGACUCCUUCACAUGGAGGUUCUUCCAAAGAUUCAAUCAUAGAGAAACCCUCAGGCCCCCAUGUCGAACAACCUCAAGUUCGCCAACUUGCUGGCUUUUCGGGUUAUAUCUUCCAAAUAAUUUUCCAGAUGAAUGCCGGCGCUGUCCUUCUCACGGAUUGUGUCUUCUGGUUCGUACUUGUUCCUUUUCUUACAAUCAAAGACUACAACUUGAAUUUUCUGAUCAUAAAUAUGCACACGAUCAACGCAGUUUUCUUGCUCGCUGAUACCGCGUUGAAUAGCUUGCCAUUUCCCUGGUUCCGAAUCGGGUAUUUCUUCCUGUGGACAAUCGUUUAUGUAGUUUUCCAGUGGCUCUUCCAUGCUUGUGUCAAGCUCUGGUGGCCGUAUCCAUUUCUAGACUUGUCAUCUCCAUAUGCUCCGCUGUGGUACUUGUCGGUCGGUCUACUGCACAUCCCAUGCUACAGCAUUUUUGUUCUGAUAAUGAAGCUCAAACACCAUCUGUUUUCGACGCGAUACCCUGAAUCGUAUCAUGCGCGAGGUAGUUCAGGCGUCGAGCUGAAACCAGACAUCGUAUAGUAUCCCGAAAGAAAUAUACUGCCGAAAUUCUUCGUAGAAGGAGAGCAGACAGAAGUCCAAAGAUCCGAGUUUAGGGUUAUGGAGACAAUGCCUUCAACAGGUUAAAGGAAAUUGUUUGCUUGGUGAUUAAGUUUUGGAUGCUCAAAGCAUUUCCUUAAUCAAUGGCAUAUACUUGUAGGUUGCAACUUGCAACUGCAUGCACAUUAGGCAAUCAGAAGGAAGUUGCAUUAUAUAUUUUCUACCAUUCAAUUAAUCUACUUUUGUAAAUUCCCCACAAUUUUUUUUUUAUAGCCAAAAUAGUCUUAGAGAUUUGACAUAAUUCCUUAUUUUGGUUCCUGAGGUUUAAAAUCAAUAGAAGUGACCUUUGAAUUUGUCCACUGCCAAUCAUUCUGGUAUUUCCAUGAAGUUGCCCUUGAGUUUGGCCAAUUGUAUAUUAAAUUGAAAACAUUUUUGUUAUUUUGAUCCUUAUUUAACAGAGAUUUCUCAAUUGAACGACCAAAGUGGUUGACUGUGGUGUGGACAAACUCAGGAGUCAUUUCUAUCUAUUUCAAAUCUCAAGGACCAAAUUGAAGAGUUAUGCCAAUCUCAUAGACCAUUUUAGCUUAAAUGCCUUUAUAUACUCAUUCCAAGAGAAUUCCGAUGUGAAGUCGGAACCCAAUUAAUUAAUU